AUGCUCAACCAGAUCAGAACCCCGGGUCCAGCAGAUAUCUUCAUCUCUUGGACAAAACAAUGGCCAGAAGCGCCAUUUGUGCGGUACUCGUCCAUGCUCAACGCUGAGACUCUCAUGGUCAACAACCUGGCGGCUUUCAAGGAGGUCCAACAGACAAAGGCAUUCUCGUUCCGAAAGUCACAGCUGGCGGCUCGCAUGUUUUCUCCCAUCACAGGCCAUGGACUCAUGUUCUCUGAGGGUGAGGAGAGGAAGAAGCAGCGAACCCAGUUGAAUCGUGCCUUUUCGAACCAGAAUACCCGAAAGAUGCUGCCAGUCUUCCAGCUCAAGGCCAACCAGAUGUGCGAGGCGAUCUUUCGAGACAUGGGCGGAGACGACGUUAAGCUUGUCGAUGUCGAGCCCUACAUUAGGAAAGCCACCCUUGAUGUAUUUGUCAUUGGAUCGAUUGGCUGCGAUCUCGACGGCAUCUCCAUCCCUGAGGCUCACUUCUACGACGUGUAUGAGCGCAUCAUUCGCCAGCCUCCCUCCGGUCACAUCCUCACGUUCAUCGAUGGUCAUGUCCCAGUUCGCUCUUGGCUUCCUCUCCCUAGCAACAAGAGAUGGCUCAAGGAUGUUGCUCUCAUUCGGACUAUGCUCCUCACCUGCGUUGAGAACCGCCGUGCCGAGAUGAUUGCUGAGAAGAAGCUUGGUCUCAACGAGAAGACGACUGAGCACCGCGAUAUCUUGACCUUCAUCUUGGAAGACUGCCAAUUGGACGCUACUCAGACGAACUGGACUGACUUGGAGCUUCUUGAAUACAUGCUGAACUUCAUCGCUGGAGGCCACGAAACCACUGGAUCUAUCACCAUGUGGAUUGCGCAUAUCCUUGCCACAGAGCCCGAGGUACAAGAACGCCUGAAGCAAGAGGUUCUCAGUCUCUGUGCCGGAAAGCCUAGAGACUGGAAUCCUUCAUACGAGGAGACAGAACACUUGGUCUACGUCAACAACUUCCUCAAGGAGAUGCUGCGCUUCUACUCCCCGGGUAUCUUUCUCCCUCGCGAAGCAGCAGAAGACGUCACAGUCUGCGGAAUAUUCGUCCCCAAGGGCACCCAAGUGACGCUCUGCCCGGCCGUAGCACACUUCAACCCCCUAGUAUGGGGAGAGACCGCCGACAUCUUCGACCCCGACCGCUGGUCCGAUGGCCGCGCUUCCAAGGACUCGUACGCCAUGGAGUCGUUCCUCCAGGGGCCCGCUGGCUGCAUCGCCAAAAACAUGGCGUUGUUGAAUGUGAAGAGCGUCAUAUUUACUCUGGUGCGCAACUUCAAGUUCUCACCGCGUCCCGGAUACAAUGGUGUUGUAGAACUUGCGAACCCCAACUUCACCCUUCGACCCAAGGGUAGUAUGGGUGUCACGAUGGAGAGAGAGGUGAGAUAG
Molecule: messenger RNA, 1410 nt
Organism: Colletotrichum phormii
Lineage: Eukaryota; Fungi; Ascomycota; Sordariomycetes; Glomerellales; Glomerellaceae
Product: cytochrome P450
Exons: 6
Coding region: 1-1410 (469 amino acids)
Molecular function (GO): oxidoreductase activity, acting on paired donors, with incorporation or reduction of molecular oxygen; iron ion binding; monooxygenase activity
Source: RefSeq, a predicted model, not a curated record